Messenger RNA from Hemisphaericaspora subhashii, 1461 nucleotides. RefSeq lists its product as uncharacterized. The record is from RefSeq and is a predicted model, not a curated record. Gene Ontology annotation, biological process: nucleolar large rRNA transcription by RNA polymerase I; RNA polymerase I preinitiation complex assembly. Gene Ontology annotation, cellular component: RNA polymerase transcription factor SL1 complex; RNA polymerase I core factor complex. The transcript has a single exon. Gene Ontology annotation, molecular function: RNA polymerase I core promoter sequence-specific DNA binding. NCBI's taxonomy places the organism in Eukaryota, Fungi, Ascomycota, Pichiomycetes, Serinales, Debaryomycetaceae. The coding region runs from base 1 to 1461 and encodes 486 amino acids.
AUGGCGAAAUCAACCUGGUUUAGAGGUCCACCAUGCGGCACCUCCAACUGUCGAUCACGUCUCUAUCGUACCACCGAUGGGCUCACGAUCUGUCAAUUCGGACACGUCCUAGAAGGUGCCAUCGAAAUCAAUGAUGAUCAAGAUCAGGCAAUCGUGACUACCAAAAGAUUAAAACAUGUUCAAAUGGAUGAUAGGGGGAGCUAUUCGGCCACACCACAAGUCGGUGGGAGUCAGAUGAAGAGGGAUGAGGGAAGGGUGUUUGGAAGAGAGGCGAAGGAGGUAUAUUUAAGGACGAUACUGAAGUUGUUGAAAUUGGAGUUGGAUAAAAUUGUGGAAGUGUUUGGAUUUAGUGAAAAUGUGGCGAAUGAUUUGGAAAAUAUUGUAAAGCGGAAUUGGGUGAAUGUGUUAGGGAGUGUACAUAGAGGAGAUGACCACGAUGAUGAGAUAGAGCAGGAAGAAGAGGAAACAGAACCAAAUGAGGAAAAGCAUGAAGGUGUUGAAAUGAGUGACAACAAAUACAAAGAUAAACAAAUAGAUGCACUUGAUGUUAUUGCGAUUAUAUAUUUAUCUUUACUUGAAAUACGAGCUUAUCCGAUAUAUGUUUCUGAUAUACUUGAAAAGAUUAAAAGUAAUGAGAUUCCAUAUAUACGAACAUUACAUUUGAUCCCCAAGAAAAUGUUGGAUAAAUUACCAAUAGUAUAUCACAAUAGAUUACAGAUGUUUCUGUUACCUACCAAUACUCAAAUAUAUCGUAAGAUUCAGGUGAACUUGACUAGAUUGAAUAAAUCAAUGACAAUUCCAAUAGAUUUUUAUUUUCCUUAUAUUUUUCGAAUAUUAAGUGAAGUAUUAAUCCUACCGAAUACUCCAGAUUUAUUCAUGACGAGUUAUGAAUUACUAAAACUACUAAAUAUCAACGAAUUUAUAAUCAAUCCCUCGAAAUCAACACAAUUCUUAUACAAUUAUCCUGAAAUCUAUCUUGCAUGUAUCAUAAUAUUUAUUGGUCAAUUAUCUUUCAAGACAAAUCUUGCAAAAUUUCUGAGUUUUCACUGGUUGAAAACGCUUGAAGAAUAUGAACUCCAAUCAUCAUAUGAUACCAAUGUUUUAAAUUGGUCAGAUGGGAAGAUUAAUAAUUAUUGUGAUUGGUUAUAUGAUAAUGUUAUUUACAAAAAACUGAAUGAAGAUUUGACCACUACUGAAAAGAGACUCUAUCAAAUAUUUAAUUAUGAGAAGGAGGACACUAGUCAUGAAAACAGAGUAGUUGAGAAUAAAGAUGAUAAUAUAUCCCUUGUCUAUAAAACAUUGAUGAAAAUGGAUUGUCAAUUGGUAGCAACAACAACAGCAACUGAAGAAGAAAUUAAUAAUAAACUAUUUAUGACAUUAUCAACCAUACUUGGUAUCACUAGUAAUGAUUUAAUUAAAUGUUAUGAUUAUGUAAUUAAACAGAUUAAAAAGAUCAAAUAA